Molecule: messenger RNA, 2125 nt
Organism: Melospiza georgiana
Lineage: Eukaryota; Metazoa; Chordata; Aves; Passeriformes; Passerellidae
Gene: KRT8
Product: keratin 8
Cellular component (GO): keratin filament
Source: RefSeq, a predicted model, not a curated record
UUCUGGCCGGGAUUUAUAGCCGGGAGCGGCCCCGCGGCACCUCCCCACGGCCUCGCUCCCGGGAAGGGAAGAUGUCGGUCUCCAUCCCCCGGCAGCCGCUGCGGAGCAGCUCGGCCGUUCCGGGCCGCUCCUUCUCGUCCCGCUCCUUCACGGCCGCUCCGGCGCUGAGGAUGAGCGCGGCGCCGGCUCUCGGCCCUUACGGGGGGCUCCGCGGCGGCUCCGGGGGGCUCGGGGGACCCUCGUGGGUGCCGGGCGGGGGCAUCACGGCCGUCACCAUCAACCGGAGUCUGCUGGCGCCGCUGGACGUGGCCGUGGAUCCCGAGCUGCAGGAGCUGCGCCGGGAGGAGAAGGAGCAGAUCAAGACGCUCAACGAUAAAUUCGCCGCCUUCAUCGACAAGGUGCGGUUCCUGGAGCAGCAGAACAAACUCCUGGAGACCAAGUGGGGGCUCCUGCGGGCGCAGCCCCCUCCCCGCAGCAGCCUGGGGGGGCUCCUCGAGGGCUACGCGGGGACCCUGCGGCGGCAGCUGGAGGCGCUGGGGCAGGAGCGGCAGCGGCUGCGCGCAGAGCUCGGCCACGUCCGCGGGCUGGUCGAGGAGUUCAAGGCCAAGUAUGAGGAGGAGAUCAACCACCGCACAGAGAAAGAGAACGAGUUCGUGCUGCUCAAAAAGGACGUGGAUGAAGCCUACAUGUCCAAGGUGGAGCUGGAAUCACGCCUGGAGAGCCUGACGGACGAGAUAAACUUCCUGCGGCAGCUCUACGAAGAGGAGCUGCAGGAGCUGCGGGCGCAGGUGUCGGACACGGCCGUGGUGGUGUCCAUGGACAACAGCCGCCAGCUGGACAUGGCCGGGGUGCUGGCGGACGUGCGGGCGCAGUACGAGGACAUCGCCGGCCGCAGCCGCGCCGAGGCCGAAGGCCUCUACCAGGUCAAGUACGAAGAGCUGAAGACAGCAGCUGGGAAGCAGGGGGACGACCUGCGCCAGACCCGCGGCCAGAUCCAGGAGCUGAACCGGCGCAUCCAGCGGAUCCAGGCAGAGAUUGAGGCUCUGAAAAACCAGCGCUCUGGGCUGGAGGCGGCCGUGGCCGAGGCUGAGGAGCGCGGGGAGCUGGCACUGAGGGACGCCAGGGCCAAGCUGACCGACCUGGAGGGGGCCCUGGCCCAGGCCAAGCAGGACCUGGCCCGGCAGCUCCGGGAGUACCAGGAGCUCAUGAACGUCAAGCUGGCCCUGGACAUCGAGAUUGCGACCUACAGGAAGCUGCUGGAGGGCGAGGAGAGCAGGCUGGAGGCUGCUGUGCAGAACCUGAGCAUCCACACCAAGCCUUCGGGGUACCUGGGUGAGUUUGGGGGGGUCCCCGGAACCCCCCGAUUUUGGGUGCCCCCCGUGCCCCUCCUCACAGCUGCUCCCUCUUCCUCACAGGUGGACUCGGGGGAGGUUUUGGGGGGGGAUUUGGGGGGGCCUUUGGGGGGGCCGUGGUCAGCUCAGGGUACUCGGUCGCCCCCGCCCCCCGAGAGCACGGCCCCCCUCAAGUCCCGGGCCAUCGUCAUCAAGAAGAUCGAGACCCGCGACGGGAAGCUCGUGUCCGAGUCCUCCGACGUCCUGGAAAGCUGAGGCGCCUUUCCUGGGGACCCCCCAGGCCUUGGCUUGGCCGGCUGAGCUGAGCCCCCCUCUUUCCUGAGCAAACCCUAAAUCCCGACCUGCCGAGCCCGCCCUGGGCCCCCCUUCCUGGGGUGUCCCCCACGCCCACACAAACCGAACCCCCCUUUCCCACGGGGCUCCUCCACGUUCCCUGAGCCCCCAGGGUGUCCCCCUGAGUCCUGGCCGAGCGAACCCCCUUUCCCGAGGGGGGGUCUCCAUGUCCCGCCCAGCUGAGACCCCUGGGCCUCCCCUUCUCAGGGUGCUCCCCCACAUCCUCCCAAGCUGAACCCCCUUUUCCGAGGUGGGGGGGAGGGUCCCCCAUGUCCUGACAUUCUGAGCCCCCCAGCCCGGUCCCCUCUUUCCUGCCCGGGGGGGUCCCCGCGAGUCCAGGCUGCCUGAUUCCCCUUUCCUGGGGGGUCCUGCCCAUGUCCUGGGGGGAUCUUUGGUGGGGGAUCCCCCUUGUCCAGGCCGGCUGAGCCCAUUCCCUGCCC